AUGCAACGCCGUUGUCCACCCCUCCUCCUUGCUCUCAUCCUCUUAUUCUCCGCCGCCGUCACCGUUGGCGUCGCCGCCGGCGACCUUAUCGCCAUCCCCACCGCACUAGACGGCAGCCGCACCUCUCGCCGUCGCCCUAUUGAUGAUCCACAGUUCACCGUGACGCUCUGGGAGGAGGAGGAGAUCAAGACUAGACCUAUAGCGUCCCGAAAUCUUGAGGACGGCAGCGGAGUCUCGUACGUCGUGCCCAUGGCCUUCAUAGAGAAGCUCCGGCGGCGAUGCGCCGGCGAUGACGGCGGACAAGUGCCCACCGGCGGUAGCCAUCGUCGCUGCGACGCCACGGCGAUCAGGCAGCUUGAGGAGGAGAUGGCUCCAUGCCUACUUGAGCAGUUCAAGGAGAACAUGGAGAUCAUGCGCACAAUGAAUGAUGUUUUUACUUGGAGAUUCGAGCACCCCUAUUUUAUGGCCGUGGAACAAAGGUCCCAGAUGAUGGAUGUGUUUUGCCUGAAUAAACACAAUUAA
Molecule: messenger RNA, 522 nt
Organism: Oryza sativa Japonica Group (Japanese rice)
Lineage: Eukaryota; Viridiplantae; Streptophyta; Magnoliopsida; Poales; Poaceae
Source: RefSeq, a predicted model, not a curated record